UCUAACUCUAGUCUGUUAAUAGAAGUCUUGAUGAAGAACAGUAUUCCAAUGUCUGUAAAUACCCUCACUGGUGAACAAGAAGACCUGGCUUUGAAAACCAGGAGAUUCACCAAGAAGAAGCAAACACCUGAUCAAACUAAAGAAGUCAUUCUUAGUGUUCAGCCCCGAUCUGAGAAGCAACAACCACAGUUAAAGAAAACACCUAAGGUUAAACUCAGUAAAUCUGGUAAAGGAAAGCCUAUCCAAGCGAAGAAAUAGAAAGAAAAGUGUAGCUAGGAAAGCAGAAAAGAAGAUAACUAUUGCCUCACCUGAAAAGAGACAGAAAAUUUCUGAUAAGUCCCAAGGAAAUAGCAGUGAAAAGGCUAUUAAAAAGCCAAAAGUAGCCAAUAGGAACUCUGCGGUUAAGAAAAAGGCGAAACCGGCAAAGUCUUCAGUCUCAGGAAACCUUAGAAGCAGCAAAGCUGCUUCUAAGAAGAAGGAGAGCACAACUUUGAGUACAAUUGAUGCCAAUAUUUUCAACUCGAGUGGUCAGAGUAGACCUCCUAAUCUUAAAGACAAGGUGAAGAAAUGGGCACCCAAGAAUCCCUACUAUGGGAUUAUAGACACUCUUCCGAAGGAAAUACAGGGGAAGAUCGACUGGAAGAAGGAAAACCUUGAAGAAAUGUUCGAAACACUCACUCCUCCAAACGAGUAUAAACCUGGGUUAGUGUUGAAAUGGCUUAAGAGAGUCUCAGAGAAUGAGAUCAAGAAUAUCCAUUCAGAAAUGGUCAGCAUCAGAGUCAGCGAAAGAUCGCUCAGAAGACAACUUUUCGAGUCACUAGAGAAUUGAGAACCCCUAACAUUUUCAAAUCACAGUCAGAAAUCAGAGGACAGUGAUAGAAAUAUAGAGAGAAAGAAGCUUGAAACUCCUGUAAAAACGAAAAACUCCAACAAGAUCAUUAACUUCAAUGGUAUGAGUGGGGAGAAUAAUUCUGCGUGCUCAAAGACCUCUUCCAACACGAAAGCUAGUCCUAAUAUGGUGAGGAUCACUUCAAAGGAGCAAAAUCAAAAUUUGAAACGCAGGGAUUGCUUCCAGAAUUACAUGAACAAGAUUCCUUCAAUUGUAUCUAUCGAUCCAGGCAAAACCAUCAUUCUGAAAUUUAAAGCUUCCAAAGGUUCUAAAAAGCAGCCAAAAAUAGAAGUUAAGUGAAAGAAGAAUAUAUUCAACAGAGAAAAGCAAACAGAGAUUUUCAUAGAAAAUUUGGAUGAAAAAGGCACAAAAAAGGAGAAAGAUAUGAAGGAGAAGAGUGAGGUACAGAUUAAGCAGCCUCUUUAUUAUAACCCUGAAGUGUUCCAAUCUAUUGGUGAAGAACCUCCCCAAGAAUACAUUCAGUUCAAUUGGAACAUGGACUCGAUGAACCAAGAGGCAAACCCUCCUAGUAAUUACUUAAAACCAGAAGUACAGAGCAAGUUUAUGAAUCUGGAACAAUCUAACAUCUCACAGAUCAUGGAAUCUGCUGAAGGAUGUGGAGAUUUUGAUAUGAGCAAACCUCUGCUUUCAAUCACAAACGAGCAAGCUAAGAAUUACCAAAUGGGAGGAACUUCAAUUCUCAACCAAUUCUGCAAUAACCCUGCGACCCCGAUCUUCAGUAUCAACGAAGACAUUGGGGAUAACAUAAGACCCAAUAUUUUAGAGAGUGUGAUCAGCCAGGAUCACCUGGCUGAUCAACCGGCUAAUAUUCCGCACUUUAUGAUCACCCAGAAUGACGACAUAAUGAUGCAUCAGGAGUUUUAGACCCUCGUACACAUAUCCGACACAGAGGGUACUAUUGGGCAUAGUUUU
Molecule: messenger RNA, 1822 nt
Organism: Moneuplotes crassus
Lineage: Eukaryota; Ciliophora; Spirotrichea; Euplotida; Euplotidae
Source: the annotation of a GenBank genome assembly